Messenger RNA from Rhineura floridana, 3652 nucleotides. It is a transcript of the gene SLC2A6, whose product is annotated as solute carrier family 2 member 6. The record is from RefSeq and is a predicted model, not a curated record. Lineage: Eukaryota; Metazoa; Chordata; Lepidosauria; Squamata; Rhineuridae. Gene Ontology annotation, biological process: transmembrane transport. Gene Ontology annotation, cellular component: membrane. The transcript is spliced from 11 exons. The coding region runs from base 38 to 1912 and encodes 624 amino acids. Gene Ontology annotation, molecular function: transmembrane transporter activity.
CCUAAUAUAAUGCUUUUUUGUAUAUUUUCUCCAGUACAUGCAUUUAUGUGCACCCUUAACCCUAUACAUUUUUUUGCACAAACAUUAUCUGGCCGAAGAACUGCACAGCAAAAUUCAGAGAAGUGCAAAUUGGAAGGGAUGGCUGUAUCAUUUUGGAAAGCACGAAUCUCGCCUUGAAAUCCAAACUGAAUCGAAUUUCCCAUCCAUCCCAAGCCAAAGACGGCUUUCUGGAAGAUUAUUUGCUGAAGGCAAACAGCUUCCCUGGGCACAGCAGAGAGAGAGACACUGGCCACACAAUUCUGCUCAGAGGAGUGCCCUGCAGUACCUCUCCAUAUCUCUCCCUGGGGAAAAAGAUACAGCUGGAGCCACCCUGGAUCCCAACAUCAAAGAGCCGCUCCUCUGCAGGGAGCCGGGCGAAGAUUAUCAAGCUUUGGGGGAGAAGGAUGCCCGGCAAGUGGAGAAAGAAUAUUACCGGACUCUUAAAAACCAGCGGCUCUUCCUGGCCACGUUUGCUGCCGUGUUGGGGAACUUUAAUUUCGGGUUUGCUUUAGUCUACACCUCCCCGGUCAUCCCUGCUUUGGAAAAAACUCCAGUCCCCAAUUUGAAACUAACAGAGGCAACAGCAUCCUGGUUUGGGUCCGUGUUCACCCUCGGAGUUGCUGCAGGCGGUUUGGGCACCAUGUACUUCAACGACUACCUGGGCCGCAAGCUGAGCAUCAUGAUCUCCGCUGUCCCAUCUGUAAUUGGGUAUCUCUUCAUGGCCAGCGCUCAAGAGAUCUGGAUGCUGCUGGUGGGCAGGCUCUUAACAGGAUUUGCAGGGGGCGUGACUUCCGCUUCCAUCCCGGUCUACAUUUCCGAGAUUUCUCACCCUGGGGUCCGAGGUGCUUUGGGUUCCUGCCCUCAGAUCAUGGCUGUCUUGGGCGCCCUUUUUCUCUAUGCUUUAGGCCUCAUUGUCCCCUGGCGCUGGUUGGCGGUGGCCGGGCAGGUGCCUGUCCUUCUCAUGAUCGUCCUGCUGUGCUUCAUGCCUGACUCACCUCGUUUUCUGAUCUCCAAGGGGAAGGAGGACGAGGCCCUGCAGGCGCUGAGGUGGCUGAGAGGAACAGAUGUGGAUUACUGGUGGGAAUAUGAGCAGAUCAAGGACAGCGUGAAGGAGCAGAGCAAACCGAUUUCGUGGGCAGAGAUCAGGCAGCCUUACAUCUGCAAACCGCUGGCGAUCACCUUGCUGAUGAGGUUCCUGCAGCAGCUCUCCGGGGUCACCCCCAUCCUUGUAUAUUUGCAGCUGAUAUUUGAGAGCACGGCCGUCAUAUUGGAGCCACAAUACGACGCUGUUAUCGUGGGGGCCGUCCGCUUAGCGUCGGUGGCGGUUGCCGCGUUCUCAAUGGAUAAAGCUGGAAGGAAGAUUCUUCUGUAUAUCUCAGCCAGCAUCAUGCUCGCUUCAAACCUGACCUUGGGCUUCUACAUCCACUACCUCCCUCAACAUUCCCAUAAUUCCUCAGCGAUUAUGGUGAACGGCAGCAGCCACGAGGGCCCAGCCACCAGCCUGAGAAGCGGCCUGAUGGUCAUCCCUCUGGUCGCCACCAUGUUCUUCAUCAUAGGUUAUGCCAUGGGCUGGGGUCCUAUAACGUGGCUGCUCAUGGCUGAGGUUCUCCCGCUGAAGGCCCGAGGGGUGGUGUCUGGUCUGUGUGUGCUCGUGAGCUGGCUGACUGCCUUUGCCUUGACAAAAGUCUUUCUGUUGGUUAAGGAGAAGUAUGGCUUGGAGGUGCCUUUCUUUUUCUUCAGCGCCAUCUGCGUGGUGAACCUUAUCUUCACAUAUUUCAUUCCCGAAACCAGAGCCAGGUCCUUGGAGCGCAUUGAAUCAUACUUCCGCACAGGGCGGAGGUCAUUUCUGGAAUCCUUCCGACGCCAUAAAUGAAAGUUCAAAACUAAUUCAAGUCCAGGCGUUAUGGAGAGUGAGAGGGACUUUUGAGGCUGAGACAGGUUGACCAUUGUGGUCGCUGUUCUCCAAGUGAAUAGAUCUCAUCAGUCCUUAAACUGGGACAGGGGAAAGAUCAUGAGCUAUUGAUGCUCGUUUACAUUUGUUAAUUUUCUUAAAACUGAAAGGUACUGUAGCAGCUAAGGGAUUGCGAUACAUCUCAGAAAGUUCUCAGCUGGAAGCUUCCGUCAGCCACAAACUUAUUAAAAUGGUUGAAGGCAAGCCACUCUCGCUGUAUUAGUGCUGCAAUUUGAAAAUAGCACUGACCUACCUUGCAUGGUUAAGGACUGCUGCUAGGGCGUGUCUGUGAAGCACUUUGAACCUGCUAAACCAGGGUUGCCAACCCUUUGGGGCCAGCGGGCACAUUUGGAAUUUUGAGAAAGUGCCAUGGGCGCCAGUCACAAAAUGGCGGCUGUGGAUAUGUGUGGCAUAACACAAAAUGGCUGCCACAUCUAAAAGAAGAGAAGAGUCAGGGCCAUAAAAUGAGUGAGCAUGCCCUCCAUUAGCAUCCUUAUCAAUGGGGAAAAGGUACCUUGUUAGCCACUGCUGUGCUUGCUCACAGACAGGAGCGCUUUGCAACCCUCCUCUUUUCAGAAUAGAAGGAAGGGUGGGGGCCAGUCUUGGCAUCCAAUGAAAUGCGGCCCUGUUUAAGGGGACAUGUUCAGUAUCGAAGAGGCCUAGCCAGUGCAAACAGGAACUAAGCAGGAAGAGCAAGCAGUCUCUCAUGCAUUGCAAUUUUUUGAGGGGAUAUUUACUGAGAUCUUUCGCAGGCACCAUACGAGGUGCUGGCACUCUGCUGUAAAACGUCACAGUGUAAAGUGUUAUAUAAAUGUAAACCAUCGUUCAUACUUAAAAUGAUCAUAGACUAAAAGCACACACACUUGUGGAUCCUUUCUGGGCGUGCACAGCAACUAUUUUAUGAGCAAAUAUGGCAAAACAUUAAAAUGUACAUGCACUAAUCGUGGCGAGAUGAGGGACAGGAAAGUGGCAACUCAGUGGAGAUUUUUCUCUAAUAAAUACAUUUUUACAGGCAAGCCAUAUUUCAUAAUAUGCAUUUUUGAGUAUGAUUUUCACCCAUAUUUUCCUUUUCAUGCACACUUUCCCCUAACAUAUGCGUUUUUGUAAACCUUGUUUGGUUGACAAACUGUGUUGAAAAAUUCAAAUAAGUGCGAAUUUCGGAGGACGGCUGUAUUGCAUGCCUCGUUUAGGAAAGUGCGAAUUUGAUGGGUUCAGGCUGAAAUGUGAACUGAGUCAAAUUUCUCGGCCAUCCCCAACACAAACACACACACACACCCAACUGUAGUAACGAGUCUUUGAAAGCACUAAAGUUCUUACCAGAGGUAGAAUGGUCUUUUUAUUCACUGCAUACACACACAAAGAGGACCAGCUUUUAGGCAGCUCAUAAACUGGUGGAUGCCAAGAGAUUCUCUAUAUUAUAAAAAAAAUUGGUUUACUUGGAUCAAAACUUUCACCACAGAACAGCAUGGAACUGACGCAAGCCAGCAUUGUUAACUGUAGAUUCUUGAGCAGGAGGAGAUGCUUGCCUCUGGCCCUUUCCACCACUAGCAUGCGGUCCCCGGAAGGUUGAUGAGAAGGGCUGGAAAUUUUUCUCCACUCCUGCAUUACAGGAUACAUGAUCUCUCAACCCAUGACUAAUUACAGGAUAAUUCAAAUCCCAGA